This is a messenger RNA of Triticum aestivum (bread wheat), 4445 nucleotides long. RefSeq lists its product as uncharacterized. The transcript is spliced from 3 exons. Bases 20 to 976 code for a protein of 318 amino acids. The record is from RefSeq and is a predicted model, not a curated record. NCBI's taxonomy places the organism in Eukaryota, Viridiplantae, Streptophyta, Magnoliopsida, Poales, Poaceae.
CGCAGGGCAUACUUGCGGGAUGGGUAGGAAAUCGACCCUUAAUUUUGCUCCGUCCGCGGCGGCGGCGGCGGCAGGAAGGAAGCGAAAAGGAUCCACCUUUGCCCCGCUGCCCGCGUGCAAGCGCAGAGCACCGGCGCAGCCAGCCGGCGGCUGGGCGUCCCUGCCCACGGACAUAGUAGGCCUCGUCACCCGCCGGCUUCUGGGCGAGGGCGACGGCGACGUGGUCGACUACAUCUGCUUCCGCGCCGUCUGCUCCUACUGGCGCGCCUGCACGCCCGCGCCUCGCGACUCCGACCUGCGGGACCCUCGCCUCCGCCCGCGCGGCUGGGUCGCGCUCUGCGACGGCGACGCCGUCCGCCCGGACGACGCCUGCGAGAUCGCCUUCUUCCACACGCGCACGGCCAGGCGCCUCCGCGUCCCCCUGCCGGAGCUCCGGCGGCACAGGGUCGUCGGCUUCACCGACGGCCUCGUCGUCCUCUUGCACGAGCGCACCAUCGCGGUCCGCGUGCUGCACCCGUUCACGUGCGACGCCGUCGACUUCCCGCCCCUCCUCACCAUGUACCUCCAGGUGGUCAGGCAGAAGGCGUCCCUGCUCGACAUGAACGCCGCGGUGUGCAGCAGCGCGUCCUCCUCCUCCGCAGACUCCUCCAUCGCCGUGGUGGUCUGGUUCCCCUACACGGACGUGGUGCUCGCCGCCGACCCGGGCUCGUCGGAUUGGGAGGUCCUCCACCGAGGGUUCUACGUCGGGUGCGCCCUGCCCUUCCAAGGAAGGCUCUACGCCACCAUGUCGUGCUCGAGCGAGAUCGUGCAGUUAUACCCUCCGAGACGCAAAGCUGUACCGCUGGAGAACCAUGUCGUGAUUGCUCACGCUCCACAUUCCGCCGACCGCGAAGUCUGUACUUUUUACCUCGCGGAGUCCGGUGGAAGGAUGCUGCUCGCCGUCCGGCAGCCAGCUCCUUAUGCGAAUGGGGCAUAAUGGAAUGCGUUGGAAUGGUCGCGACGAUUGGUCUGCAGGCUCUACGUGGUGGAUCUAAACGGCAGCCAACGCCGUAAGCUUAUCCCGGUGAAGAACAUAGGUGACACCGCGCUGUUUCUCAGCGGCGACCGAUGCCUGUCUGUUUCAGCCAGGGAUCUACCUUCUUUGAGCAGCAACUCCAUUUACUUCACUCUACCACAGUACCCCAUUCUGGUGCUUUCGCUGGGGACUGGUUUGUCCGAGCGACUGGCAGACUCCUGCCAGAUACACGACGGGAAGGAGAGGAUCCGCCCCUCUGUGCGCCCCUUCACCAUUGUUGAUCAUCUUAUCACCUACUGCAAUCCUCGCGAGUGGAGUAAAGGGCUCAUGUUCCACGAGUACCACUAUAUACCUCGAUCUUUCGAGGAACUGAUCAAGAAAAUAAGGGCUCAAGAAAGGGAACUGCGGCUUCCACGCAUCGCUUUUCAUUCGCGCUGAAGGAACAAACGUCGUGCUUCACAUUACUCAUUGAAUUACAAAGGUACAAAUAAUGCAUGUAGACCCUAGGCACAACUUCUUACAACGGUCUCUGCUGGCGUUUUUUGAUUCACACAACUUAUAACCUGGCCUAUUCGCGAAAAGAAAACCUUAUAACCUGGCAUGUUGUUUGCUGAUCUGAUUUUAAUCAUUUUAUUGUGUUGUUGCAUAUUUGACUGGACUAAUGCAAUUUGCAAAUUGUAGGUUCCUACCAAGCGUAAGAACAUUAGUUAUAUUACCACCAAUGUGAUCUUAUUUUAACAUGGUACGUCUAUAUAUGAGUGAAUCAUUUUCUGUUUUGUGGACAUCAAUUGUUUAUCUCUACUAGUAAUCAUGCACGCAACGCUUGAAGAGCUUCGUUCAAUGCAGGGUUGGGGUAUUGAAGAACUUCGUUUCCUUCAUAUGUCAACAUAUGUACCAAAAAUAGCCCCUAGGUUCAAAACCAUCAUACAUAUGCAUUAUACAACAUUGUUAUAAAAAUCAUGUGCAACGUGUAUACAAAUAAGCAUGGUAUAAACAUUCACACUAGGUAUUGGAAAAUGUAACCCUUCAUCGUACCAUGAGUGCAUGAAAUUGAAAACCAAAUAACGCGUCACACUACUGCGUGUAUGAAAUAUUACAUUAUGUGUUAGAUGAAUGAAUUAAGAUUGAAAGGCAUUGACAACAUUCAUAGGAAUUGUGCAUCCCUAUUUAGAGAUCCUUCAAUGCAGGGUGCAACUCGGAGCACAAGCUUUAGAUUGUUGACCAUAGUUUUGAGUAUAUUCUUCCCCAAAGUAGAUAUUGGAAGAGGGUCUAAAAUAGAGGCAAUAUUUUCUUGAUCCAAGAUGAACAAUACAAAUAGCUCAAGAACAUCUCAAGGCAAUAAAAUCUGCAACGAUGCAUACAUUCAGAAAUACAUCAAUCAUUAAGACCAAAUAAACCACUCAUACUAAACGAAGAAUUAAAUAUUAUCAUAUCAUAUUCUGAGAUAUGGUACUCAUUGCUAUCAGGUCAGAUAUCAAACAACUGUGACAACCGAGCGAUGUCCAUAUUUUCACGAUGACUUGGGUCUUGUGCAUAGUGGGAUAUCAACCAAUAUAAUAACAAGAAAGUAUUAAAUAUGAGGCCAAAUAUAAUACUAUGUGAUUAUAGUAACUUACACAAAAGUUUAGAUCCAUGUAGUGAACGGGAAUGUCUUUAACAAGUUGGAUGCCGUGGCACGCUAGUAUCCACACAACCAUAUUAAAGCAUUGAACAUCCAUGUAUUCAUGAUUCUUAAUAUAGGUUUAUUGUUUGUCUCAAAUUUAAACUAAUAGGAUAAGUAUUAGAACUUUCCAUUCAUUUGCUUCUGGAAUCGGUAUUAUAAUGACAGAAGAGUGAUUUAUUAGACACAAAAUGAACUGAAGAAAGUGGCUUACUACAGUGAAGUGACAUUAUCAACCAUAUUGAUACACAAGCAAAGUUUAUCUAUUAAGUCAUCGUUUGUUGGAUUGACAAACAGUGAAAGGGCAAAUGAAUGAGAGCUAAGCUCAAACUUCUGUGAUGUGUUUGAUGUUUUAAAGUUCUUCGGGAGUUUAUCAGGAACAUACAAUCCAUGAGAUCUGUGUUAUUUUCAUCAUCUUUGAAGUCUCAAUGUAUGAUAUUCUGAUCAUUCAAUUCCGGGUCCAAUAAAAUGACAGAUAAUAUAGGAAAUCGAGACUUGAAGAUGGUGGAAACGACAUAUAUCUCAUGAAUUAUAUGAUUCUGGAUAGAUCCCCUAAGAAAUUGAAAACAUCAAACACAUCAUCGGAAGUUGAGCUCAACUCGCAGUCAUUUCUCCUUUCACCGUGUGCCAAUCCAACAAACAAGGACUUAAUAGAUGAACUUUUGCUUGUGCAUCGAUAUGGUUGAUGAAUGUCUGUUUACUUAGUAAACCACACUUUUCUACUUCAUUUCGUGUUCUAAUAAGUUACACUUGUGUCAUUAUAGUUGAAGAAUCACGACUUCACAUGAGCGAAUAGGUGAAAAUCUCUAAUUAUUAUCCUACUAUUUUAAAUUUGAGGCAAAUAAAAAUAUGUUAAAGAAUGAUGAAUACAUGGAUGUUGAUUGCUUUAAUAUUGUUGUGUGGAUAUAAGCAUAUCACGACAUACAGGUUGUUAGAGACACUCCAGUUCACUACAUCAAUCUAAACUUCUGUGUAAGUUUUUUUUGGGGGGUGAACUUUUGUGUAAGUUACUAUAAUCACAUGUUACAUUUUGCUUCAUUCUACUAAUGUUUUGUUAUUAUUAUUUUUGUCGAUGUCCGAGUAUGGACGAGACCCAAGUUGUCGUAAAAAUAUGGACAUUGCUAGGUUGCUACAUUUGUUUGAUAGCUGGCCUAAUAACAAUGAGUAUCAUACCUCACAAUGUGAUAUGGUGAGAUUUUAAUCAUUGAUGUAUUUAUAAAUGUAUAUGCAACGUUGUAGAUUUUAUUGUCUUGUGAUAUUCUUGGGCUAUUUUCUAUUGUUCAUCUUGGAUCAGAAUAAAAAAGCCUGACUCUAUUUUGGACUUGUUUCAACUACUUACUUUGGGGAACAAUAUUGUUAAACUAUGUUUAACAAUUUAAACCUUUCGCUCCAAGUUGCAAACCUUGCAUUGAAGGACUCUAUCUCUAAAUGAGGGUGUGUGCAAAUUUCAUGUUGUUCCGAUAAACACACAUGGGUAUGGUAUAAAUAUUGUCAAUGCAUUACACUCUUAAUUGAUUAAUUCAACGCACAAUGUAACAUUUUAUACAUGUAGUCCUCUAUCGGCUUAUUUAGUUUUUAAUUUCAUGUACUCAUGAUGCGAUGGAGCGAUACAUUUUGCAAUACCCAAGGAGUAAAGGGCUCAUGUUCCACGAGUACGAGGAACUGAUCAAGAAAAUAAGGGCACAAGAGAGGGAACCGCGGACUCCACGCAUCGCUCUGCAUCCACGCCGAAGGAACAAACGCCGCGCUUCACAUUACUCACCGAAUUAG